AUGUCUUUCUCUGGAAAAUACCAGCUGGAGUCUCAGGAGAACUUUGAGGCUUUCAUGAAGGCAAUUGGUAAGAUUUCAGCUUUUCAUUCAACCACUAGUUGUAAAAGUGUCUGUUUAAAAAAAAAAAGGAUCUUGGGGUGGACAUAUCAUGUGGCUUUCCAUUGAUACUAAUCAUCAAAGCAAUCAAUUGUUGGUUGACUUGUUGAGCAUUAAAAAUAUAAGCGCUUACUCUAAACUGGCUUAACUCUGGUGGAUAAGAGAAUACAUGUUGCAAUGGCUUCAUUACAUUUUAUCUUCUGCCUCAGGUCUUCCUGAUGAACUCAUCCAGAAGGGCAAAGACAUCAAGAGCGUCUCUGAGAUUGAGGAGACUGGUGACAAUUUCAAAGUGACGGUCACAACUGGCACAAAAGUCCUCGUCAACUCAUUUGUGAUCGGACAGGAGUCUGAGAUCGAGACCAUCACAGGGGACAAGGUCAAGGUGAGUUGGGACAUUGAAUAAGGAAUCCAAUUAGGUGUGUUUUAAUAAACUUGACCUAAAUGCACAGAUGCCUGGUACUGAACUAUGUCCUUUUUUCUUAGACGGUUGUUAGACGUGAUGGCAACAAGCUGAGGGUCUCUCUGAAGGGGAUCGAGUCAGUCACAGAACUGGUGGAUGGGAACACUAUCGUCAAUGUAAGUAGAAGGUGGUGGUGGUGGGGGAGCUCUGUUUGGACUUUUCUUUGGACAUGACUCUAAAGACUUGUGUUUUUCCUCUCUCUCUUUCCUAGACUAUGACUCUUGGUGGCAUUGUAUACAAGAGGACAAGCAAACGCCUAUAA
This is a messenger RNA of Xyrichtys novacula (pearly razorfish), 818 nucleotides long. Lineage: Eukaryota; Metazoa; Chordata; Actinopteri; Labriformes; Labridae. The record is from the annotation of a GenBank genome assembly.